Messenger RNA from Alligator mississippiensis (American alligator), 3203 nucleotides. RefSeq names its product zinc finger protein RFP. Lineage: Eukaryota; Metazoa; Chordata; Crocodylia; Alligatoridae. The record is from RefSeq and is a predicted model, not a curated record. Bases 562 to 2268 code for a protein of 568 amino acids. Gene Ontology annotation, molecular function: zinc ion binding; protein binding. The transcript has 8 exons.
CUGAUGUUCACAUUUUGGGACUGUCCUGCCCAGUUAAGGACAGACGGUCACCCUACACAGGCCCCACUGGGGGAUCAGCUCCUGGAUUGCAAUCGAAGAGGCAGCACAUGCAUGUACCAAAAUGUCCUGACUCAGAGCUGGGGGCUGUGUGGCUUCUUAUUGCUUUCUUUAUUAUGUCCCUUUACUGUCUCCUUCACCAGGGCUAGACACAUCCCUGCUCAGCUGCUCUAGCCCCUUCCCAAGUCCCUCAACUUCAUCCCAGGCUGCAACUCUUCCCAGGACAGCGACAUUUCCAGGCUGGAACCAGCCCCCUUGGGCAGCCCCAGGCCCUAGAGAUAUUGUCUGCGGAGAGGACUGACUUUAAUCCUUUGCUGGAUCUUGUUCCUUCUCUUCUGGGCCUUCAGGCUACUAAACUGGAGACUCUGCCCAAGUUCUGGGAAUAGAAGAAAGGGAAACGCCCCAACCACUGCCUUAAGCCAAACAAGCUCCUAAACUCAAGUGAAAUUAAUUUGUGAAAAAGAAACUAAUCUGCAGCUGCUGUUCCCAACUUGAAGAAGAGCCAUGGCUGCCCCGGACCUGGCAAGUAGCUUCCAGGACGAAGUAACUUGCUCCUUGUGUCUGGACUAUUUUAAGGAUCCAGUGACUAUUGACUGUGGGCACAACUUUUGCCAGGCCUGCAUCAUCCAGUGCUGGAGAAAGUCAGAGCUAAACUUUUCCUGCCCCCAGUGCCGGGAAACAGCCCAGCAAAGAAAGCUGCGGCCCAACAGGCUGCUGGGGAACAUGGUCGAGCUGGUGAAACAACUGAGGCAGCAGGCAGGAAAAGCGCCCAAGGGGCAGCGUGUGUGUGAGGGGCACCGGGAGGCUCUGAAGCUCUUCUGCCAGGAGGAUGAAGCCCCCAUCUGUGUGGUGUGUGAUAGAUCCUGGGCGCACCGAGCUCACACUGUGGUUCCCCUGGAGGAGGCUGCUCAGGUCUACAAGGAGAAAAUCCUGAGGUGCCUGCAGCACCUGAGAGGGCAGAGAGAAGAGCUGCAAGGCCUGAAGACCGAGUGGCAGCAGGAGAGUGAAUGGCUGCUGAAGCAGACAAAGAUGGAGAGGCAGCUGGGGGUGUCCGAGUGCAAGGAGCUGCGCCAGCUCCUGGUUAAACAUGAGAACCUUCUGCUGGCCCUGCUGGAGGAUCUGGACACUGAGAUUGUAAAGAAGAGGGAUAAAAACACUGCCCGCCUGUGCGAAGAGACUGCCCUCCUGAGCACCCUGAUCACUGAGCUGGAGGGGAAGUGUCAACAGCCAGCGCAUGAGCUCCUGCAGGGUGUCAGAAGCAUGGUGAGCAGGUACGUCUGGGCUCCAUCUCACCUCUUGUGCCCCCUUGACCAAUGCCAGAUGGCAGACAUACCUCCAUGCACCCCAGCUGUGGGACAGUCUCCCCUCGGGAUCGAGCAUCCUCCAACCCCACAGCUCUGGGGCUGCUGCUGCUGCUGUCACUCUGUGACACAGCCGGUGCAGGGAUUGCCCCACAGUCCUGGGCUGAAUAAAUUCCUCCCUGCAGGCUCAUCUAAUUUAUGGUGCAGGGCUGAGAAGGUAACUUCUCUGCAGCUAGCUCCCAAGUUCCCUGAGCUGGAGAAGAGGAUCCGGGAUUUUCCUAAGGAGAACAAGCUCCAAGAAUGUCUUACUGGGUUUCUGGAGCAGCUGGUUGCAGAGAGAGGUUUCAGAAGAGCCCGAGGGCAUGCAGUGGACGUGACUUUGGACCCAGACACAGCUCAUCCCGAACUCAUCCUGUCUGAGGAUCGUAAAAGUGUGAGACAUGGAAACAACCGACAGAUUCUGCCCAACAACCCUGAGAGAUUUAACAGCAGUCGCUGUGUUUUGGGCUCCAAGAGGUUCACGGGUGGGAGGCAUUACUGGGAGGUAGAGGUGGGAGACAAGACGCGCUGGACUCUGGGUGUGUGCAGGGAGUCAGUGUGCAGGAAAGGGGCAGUCUCACUGUUGCCUGAGGCUGGAUACUGGACAGCAUGGCUCAGGGAUGGGAAGUAUACAGCCCUCACUUUCCCCACAACCCCUUUACAUGUGCGUGUAAGGCCCAGGCGGGUGGGGGUUUUCCUGGACUACGAGGGGGGCAAGAUCUCAUUUUACAAUGUUACUGGCAGGUCCCAUCUCUUCACUGUCACUCAAUUCUUCACUGGGACCCUGCGCCCUUAUUUCGGCCCUGGUCUCCAGGAGAGGGGCACAAAUGCAGGUCCUCUGAUUAUCUGCCCAGUCCUGGCCCAGCCCUGAGGAAGUUCUUGUCACUGUCCCUGACGCACGUAGCACAGACUGUCCCUGCCUAGUGCUGACCCGACUACCGACCCCUCUAGUGCCCCCAGUGCCGGGGUGGGGAGUCAGGGCAUGACUAGGACUUUUGUCUCCUGGUGCCAGUCCCAGUGUCCCUGUCUCAUGGCUGGGGCAGCCCAGCCAUUACUGGGUUUGGGUCCCAUAUGGGCAGCGCUGUUAGCUAGCACCACAGGCCAGUCAGUUAUUAUAACCCAAGACAAAUGCCCCUUUACACCCUCUGUCCUGGGCCAGAGAGACCCCAACUGUGCAGCCCUACUGCACCUGCCUGUUGCUGCAAAGUUCAUGGUAGCUGCUGGUGGGCAGGGGCAGGAGGGACCCAUUCUGCAUCCAGACAGCUACUGCCCCAGAGACUGAAGGGGAGAAAUAAAUAACUCCACAUCCCCAUCCCUGUGAUUCGCAGUUACCAGUGCAACAUGGACUUCUAUCUGCUUUGGUAGGGCUAUGUUCAUAGUGACGGUCUCUGUGGAGCUGUAUUUUCCUGCCUAUCCUAAAAAUUUUCCUCUCCAGGGAUCCCUCAGCUCCUUCUCUUCUGUGACUGGGAACAUUUAUACCUGUGUCUGUGUUCCUGUCUAUGCAGAGUGUGAGCUCCCACAGCAGGGACCGUGUGCAGGGACCAUCUGUGAUGUACCUGGUGCUCACAGGCUGCUGGGAUAUUCAUGAAUAACACAAAUAGUCCCCAAGCAGCAAAAAGGGUUAAAUAAAAAUCUGAGAAGCAAAGAGAAGUGCUAGGCACAGAGCAGAGCUAAUGAGACAAGGGGGUCAUGGGUUAUGUCAGCUCCUGUUUCUUUUUCUCAGGUGAGAAUUGCUCAUCAGUCGAUCACAGUUUUGUUGGAUUUAUUCAUUACUCAGAACCCUCAAUAAACAGUUUCUACCUGUUA